Molecule: messenger RNA, 582 nt
Organism: Paramecium sonneborni
Lineage: Eukaryota; Ciliophora; Oligohymenophorea; Peniculida; Parameciidae
Source: the annotation of a GenBank genome assembly
AUAUGAUUGGUUAAAGUAAACCUUGAGGAUGGUAGUUUAUACAUUAAUAUAUUAUAGUUAUGAACACACAACUAAAAAUAUUAUAAUUCAAGUAUGAAAUAGGACAGGCAAGUCAGUGUUAUUUUGUGAUUGUUUCAGGUAAGGAACUAUAUUUUACAAGUACUUAUAAAGUUUAACAUGGAUUAAACGACUUUAGAGAUAAAUUUAGUUUGUUAGUCUCAUAAUUGAUUGAAUUUUAGUUAUGGGAUUAUUGGGGAGAUCCAAUCAUGAAAGGGUUGGGAAGACUUGAUAUUUAAAAGGUUUUGAAAGAACGUAAGGAUAUGCAUAUAAUAUAAAUUUGGUCAGAUGGUAAAGUGGUAGGAGAGUUAAUGAUUUAACUUAUUUUUGAAGAAGAAAUAUUAUCUCUUUAAUCCUCCUUAAAAGAGAAAUCAUCAUUUGGUCUUUAACCUAGUUUUCUAAGCUAAUAAGGGGCUUCCUUUUAUGAUAAUUAUUAUAACGAUAAACCUUUAGUUUAUAUGUCAGCUUCACGUGGUACUUAGUACAGACCUACACAGUCCCCGGUGCUUUAGAUAAAAAAAUGAU